Ylistrum balloti is the source of this 10105-nucleotide messenger RNA. RefSeq names its product nuclear receptor ROR-beta-like. The coding region runs from base 165 to 1976 and encodes 603 amino acids. The record is from RefSeq and is a predicted model, not a curated record. Gene Ontology annotation, molecular function: sequence-specific DNA binding; DNA-binding transcription factor activity; zinc ion binding. NCBI's taxonomy places the organism in Eukaryota, Metazoa, Mollusca, Bivalvia, Pectinida, Pectinidae. The transcript is spliced from 10 exons. Gene Ontology annotation, biological process: regulation of DNA-templated transcription.
CCGCUAACAGCUGAUCUACAGUCUAAAAAUAGCUUUGUACUGGAAGUACUACAGCUGAUCUCAAGGUAACUAUGAAGAUGACGUAGAUGAGAAUGGUUGUUUAACACUACAAACUGUCACUGAUAUCUGUCUAUAUGAAGGAUGAUACUGUAGAUUAGACCUCAAUGCAAACUGUGGAAGAACAACGUCAGCCUUCAGGUGUGAGGCAAGCGAUGACUACCAAAUGUGGUGUACGAGCGCCCACCUGUAAGGUUUGUGGUGACGAGUCAUCUGGAUAUCACUAUGGCGUCGACUCGUGUGAGGGAUGUAAGGGUUUUUUUCGUCGCUGUAUUACCCAAGGGAUGACACAUAAGUGCUCAAAUGACGAGAAGUGCGAGAUAACACCUUUCACGCGAAACAGCUGUCAGUACUGUCGUCUCAAAAAAUGUUUCUCAGUGGGCAUGUCCAGAGAAGCAUCAAGAUUGGGACGGAGACCAAAGCGUUUAAAAGACUCUAAUGGAGAGAACAAAUCCCAAGGGUCUGGGAAUCUGCCAGCCAUAGCACCUUAUCCUCCAACUCAAUCCGAUUUGUACAAACUGAAAAUGGCAGAGUUACAAACGCUGCUUCAACAGAAUGGCACAUUUAAGUCUGAGUUGAUGCAGGCCUUCCUGUCUGCAGCUCAGGCAAGCUUCAAGGAGCACCAACGUAACCCUAGCUCUAAUGACAGCGAGGAAAGCAAAAGCAAAGCCAGACCCCAGGCAGGAGGGGAAUCGGGGUACUCAAGCUUCAGUAGCCCUGGUAGCAGCAAAAGCCAUUCUCCCAUAGGCGAGUUCAAUAACUCUCCAGGAGACAUGGCUUUCAACAACAACCCAGAAUUACCGCAUGACAACAAAAAUGACAUUGACCUGGCAACCAUCAAUCUUGUUGAUGAGAAUAUGUUGUCGGAACUUGAGAGCCCUGACAAUUUCAAUGUCUUGAGUAUCAAGUCUGAACCCUCCAAUCUGUCGUGUAGUGGGGGGAACAUGGUCAGUUCUUCUAACGAUGGGGCAAAUUUUAUGUCAGUUGCCAUGUGCACAAAUCAAAACCCAGAUGCUUCACCUCAAUUCCCCAACAGUGACCCAUCGUUCUUGCCCGAGAUGUCCACACAAAAUGACAAUGAAAAAGACAGUGACAAAGAAUUUGAACGCAUGAUGGCUAGCAUUACCCAGACACCGUCCGAGCUGAGAAAAGUAUUAAUCCAGCAGGUAACCGAGAAUGUUUACGCAGCUCACAUGGACACGUGCAAGCCAACCAAUGAGAGGGUAAAGGAGGCUAAUGCUCGGGUGGCAGGCAACAAGUCUGCAAUGCCUGACUUCAGUGAACUUUCUCUAGACCCUGGCAUGAUGUGGAAACAGUUCCUACAGAACAUGGUACCAGAGAUCACACAGGCAGUCAAAUUUUGUAAAAGAAUUCCUGGUUUUAGUGAGAUCAGCCAGGAAGACCAGAUUCUUUUGAUUAAGCAAGGAUCUUUUGAGAUACUGGCCUGUCGUAUGUGUAACUUGGUAGACGUGGAUUCACAAGAGAUGUUUGACCCAGAUAUGAAAAUGAAAUGUCCCAGGAUGGUGAUACAGUCAAUGCCAAUGGGGAGUUUCAUGGACGAGUUUUUCAUUGUGGCAGGAGAGCUGAACCCGCUAUGUCUCUCAGAUGUAGAAAUUGCACUCUUUUCAUCUAUUUUGAUUAUUUGUCCUCAUCGCCUUAACCUAAAGAAUGCAAAAGCUAUUGACAAACUACAAAUACUGCUGCUUCAGUGCCUUUAUCAUCUCAUGCUUACUUCACAAGGAGAAGAAGGUGUAAAUAAGGUGUUCACGAAGACGAUAUCACUCAUACCAUUCUUUAGGAACCUUAACAACAAGCAUUCCGAGGUGCUCAACAGCAUGAAGCUGCAGGGCAUGGAGCAACAGAAAGAUUUUCCUCCACUGCAUCAAGAAGUCUUUGAUGGAAAUUUCUCAACAGACUAAAUGAUGACUGGCAGGAGCUGCAAUCUGUCCACACACUGUCAGAAUAGUGCUCUUAACUUACUUAGUGUGAUAGUCACCUUCCAAGAUAGAUUGUCACUGAUUGUGUUUUUUUGGCAUUAUUUGUUACCUUUACAAUGGAUUACCAUCCUGGUAAUAUUUUACAGUGGAUUAGCAUUGUGGUAAUGCUUAAGUGGAUUAGCAUUGUGGUAAUGCUUAAGUGGAUUAGCAUUGUGGUAAUGCUUAAGUGGAUUAGCAUUGUGGUAAACUUUACUUUGGAUUAGGACGUGUUCCUACCUUAUAAUAGACUGGCAUUGUGGUAACAUCUACACCAGAUUAGCAGCUGUGCUAAACUUGAUGAGCCUUCCAUUAUGCCACAGACUAUUAAUGCUUCUUCAUGUCCCUGGGAUAUUGGUGUCAACACCUCAGCGACAUAUUGUAAGCUCCUUCAGAUUGAGAGUAUUAGUACAGUCAUCUUGGUUAUGGAAUAAAGACAUAGAGACACUUUCUCCAAUUUGUAUAAUGUUGUCUUCGGGGACUCACCACUUGGUUGAUAAGCACUAGCGUUUGGGACAGUGCACCUGUUGGAAUAGCUGGAUAUUCUGUACAAGGUGUCCCGAUAACAACUAAAUGAGCACGUUAAUCUGAACAGCAAAUUACACACAACUCUAUGUGUCUCUUUCGAAAGGCGAUUAUAAGAGAUAUCUUUGUUUUGCACAAUACUACACAAUAUAAUGGUACUGUCUCCUUUACUUUGACUAAGGACGAGUCCACAGUGUUGUUUUAGAGCAAGUAUUGCUGUUGUGAAGACAUAAGUGUUGGUGAUGAAUAAUGGACAAUGUAUUCAUUUCCUGAAACUAACUACACAUGCCAGGUAGAAAUUAUAAAUUGUUAAUGAAAGUUCGUAAAUUGUUGUAAAGGAUGGCAUGGAUACAACAUGUAAUAUGUUCUGAUGUUGUGUGCUGGAUUUGACCCAGUUUGAGGUGGUUAAGUUCCAGAGAAGAUCAUAAAUACAUAUGGACCGAAGGCUCUGCCUCUUGAGGUACUGAACACUGAUGUGUUGGACUUGCCGGAGACUGAUAGUGCUAUCGUUGUGUGGAAAACCCUUUAUAUCAUUACCUUGUGUGGCAAGUUUUGUGAGGUGAAUAUUAUACAGUUGAACUUUUUUAUGAUCAUUUGAUCAAUUUGAAAAUGAUAUUUGUUAAUAUCUGUUAUGACCGGUUACAAAGCUGAAUGUGAUGAGAGAUUUUAAGCUACAUGUCUAUAGGAGAUACUUUUUUAUGGUAACUGUUUUAUGUAGAGUAGAAAUUUCUUUAUACAUAGUGUACAAUGUAUAAAGAAAUAUUAGAAGAUUGACUGAAACUACAUAGUCAAAUACAAGAUAAUUUAAAAUUUAAGCAUAGAACUUUUAUCCAGUCUGAUGACUGAUCUUAAAAAUUUUAAGUCCAACAACAUAAUUAAUUAGAAACAAAACAAAAUUUCUUUAUUAUAAUAUUAUAACAAUUUUAAAUGUCAAGACGAUGUGUACAUCAUACAGAAUUAUGAAUUUUACAGUUCUCGGUUUUAAACAUUGUUUGUAGUCUUUUGAUAAUUAUCCUGGUAAAAGUCAAUGGUAUAUGAUUCAGACUAAAGUAAAUUAAACCAGGAAGAGUUUCAAAAACAGAAAUGAAUGACAGCUCUCCAAGACAAAGACCCCCAGGUUUUUAUGUAGUAGUACCAGAAACAUAGAUAUUUGAAACUUCUUAAGAUAUUCUCUAGAAAUAAAACUAAAUUCAUACCUUUUCUUGAAUGUGCACCUCCUUAUGUGUUAGGUGACAGUCAGUGGUCAGCCUUUUUAAUAAUGACUUUCGUGGUUGACUAAUGGUAAUGUGUGAAAGUGGCACCAGGUUUUAGGUUACUUAAUCUUCUCUGUGGAAGUGUGUAGGUGACACAGUAAUGGGUUUGUUUGAUCAUCAACUAUUUACCUUGGUAAUAAUUUUCCAUGUAAUAUGCAAUCACAGCUAUAUUUCCCAAUAAUAAUGCAUGUAGAAGCAGUGUCUAGUUGUUCAGGUUGAAAGGGGCAUCACAUUGUUGAAGCUAUUUGUAUUUAUAUCAAUAUAAAACUAAAUGAAAAUAGUGUAUUUUUCUGAAAUAGUGAAAGUUAUUGACUUCACACUAAUAUUGCAGUUGAAAUUCAAAGCUAACUCAUAGUUACAAAAAACAAAACUUUGACCAGAAGCGCCCGGAUUAAUCCAAACAGUGAAUAUAAACCUGUAUUUUCUGUUAAAUUCCAUGCCUUUUUCAUCAUUGUUGGGCAUGUGUAUAAGAAUGAGACUCAUUUAGACAAAAAAAUUGAAAAACAAUGGCAUAGCAUAAUUCUAGCUUCGCUUAAAAGAAUGCCCCUGUAACCAAAGAGAAAUUAAUGAUGGAGUUAUUAGUGAUAUUGGAAUACCACAGCUUCUUGUUUCUCUACAAAUGCAAAUCAAACAAUACCAAAGUAGAUUUGAUCUUCUACAUAGAUAGAUACCUCUAUAAGAAGACUAUGACCUCUAUAGUUCUUGAUCAAACUAAAACCUAGAAAUGAUAUUUUGAAGGGGAAGUAACUCAUUGAUACUGUUAAAUGGCAAUAAAGAUAGGAAAUUUUAGGUCACAUUUCUACACUGCAUUGUAUAUUCUUUAUCCUUUUAUUACUGGGUUUCAACAAAAAUUAGAAAUAUUUUAAUUAGCCUGUAUAUCUUGUUUGAUAAUAAUUACACUUUUCAAUUGAAAGCUAGCAAGAUUGACUUGCCUCCUGAUGAAUUACUGAAUCAUAAUCACUGAGCAUCAUGUAUAUGGUUGAUAAGAUCUAGGAGCAAAAAUAAAACAAGAGCAAAAUCAUACUAGCUGGCACAUUUUGGUUUGAAAAAAAUUUGUUUUUGGCAUUAUAUAUGAAAAAAAAAAACUUAAAUACUACAUGUAGCUGCUAAAAGGUCUCUGUGACGUUGUAUGUAUGUGGCUGUUAAUUGAUUUUAUCAUAAAAUGUAUGUGAUAUUUUGUGAUGAGAACAAAGAUUGAUUGAAUGUUCCAUUUUAACCUCAUCUUUAUACAUUGUUUGCUAUGUAAUAAUUGAUUCUUAUAGUGCUCAUUUUAAAAUUGUGUGAGUCGAUAUGCUGUGACCUCUGUGCACACUUGCUCAGUCAGACUUUCCUUUUUCUGAUUUUUAACUGUAAUUUUAAUUUUUGAACUCACUGUAAAUUGUAUAUUUUCGAAAAGAAAAAGAGAGAAAAAAAAACAAAAAAAAAAACACCAUUGUAAUUAACAAAGGUCUCGUUACUUAUUAGUGCUUUCUCGUAUUAUUUAUAUAUUAUUGAUAUUAUGUAAUAUUAAAGAUACAUGUUACACAUUGUAUGUGUACCCCUUCAUGUUUUGAAGUUAGAAAUACAUUUAUAGAUAUUUCUGCAUGUAACAGUAAUAUAUCCCCUGGUAAUGUACUUGGAGAAAAGAUAUCAUUUUCAAUGAAUUCCUAAAAUUGAUUAUUCAUUUCUGAAGGACUAUUAACUUGUACCAUAUAUUUCUGGACAAUUCUUUUUGGAAAUUGAAAAAAAAAUAAUAAAAAAAAUCUUCCUUUGAAGGGAGUUGAAAUAAGUGCUGUAUUUAAGUCCUUUGGAAGUUUGGUAGUGGAGCUCUUUUUAAUUGGUGUUAAAAAGUUACCAAGUUACAUAGAUCUUCAGUAUGUUGUUUCAACUCAAUUAAAACAAUGCAAGAUGAUUAUUGCCAGAAAGAAAGUGGAUAUGUCUUGGAUGAUGUCAAAUAAUGUAUACAGUUGUUGGGCAGGGAUAAUUACCAUUGUGCCUAAAAUUAGGACAGGUUUGUCUUCGAAUCAAUAUUUUGUAUGACUUUGAUUAACCAAGAUACAUUCUGUAUAGCUAAACUGAAAGAAACAAGUGAAAUUAAAAUUUGUGUGUCCAUUAACUUUACUUAUUUUAUUGGUGACUAUAUAUAUGUAGUAUAUAGGUUUAAGUUUUGUUCUAACCAAAACUACAGAAACCCUUCAAAUUGUAACAACACAUGGUUUAACUUUUCAACCAAACUUUGCCUUGGUUUCAAUCCAAAAUCUUUGAAUUAGAUAAUGUAUAUGUGCUAAUUGGUUGUAAUGAAUAUUAAAUGAUCUCACAAGUUAUUAGGAGUCUUGACAUAAUGAAAUGAUACAAGGAGUUGUGUACAUGUGGCUACACAAUGAAUAUAUAAAAUUACCAUAUAUAGAGACUCAUUUAUAUUCUGAAAAAAAGGUAUUUCUUUGUUGGAUUAUUUUCAUAGUUAUUACUGAGUGAAUGGUUGUGUGUUAUAUAUCUUUUAUCAUGUGUAAUCCCAAUCAUAAACAUCUUUGAUUCCUGUAUAACAGGUAUGCCAACCUUCAUAUAGCCACUGGUCAGGACUGAUCAACAGAUCAAUCCUUAACUCUCCCCUUUAAAUCUUACAUCUGAUUUUGUACUGGAAUUUUCCAACAAUAAAUUGGUCCCAAUUUAUAAAAAAAAAAUAUGUGCUUUCUUCAGGAUCUGUAAUUAAUCGAACGAGGUGGUUUCUUGAUAGAAGUUGUCUCCCUUUAGAGGAGAUCUUUCAACAGAGGUGUUUGGCAUCUUGACAAAUGUGGUCUCAACCGAUUCUGAGGUGGUCCUUCAACAUGUGGGAGAAUAGGGGGACUUCUCUUCUCUUGGGAUAGAAAUAUGACAACCUAGACUCUCUAAGAGAAAGGAUUUUAUUUAGAGCUGUGCAAGAGUGAACUAAUGCCUGGAAGUUAGCCAAAUCCAACUUAAAAUAUUUCACAUUUGUAAAAUCUUUAUAUAUUUUGGUCAAAUCUAGAUUACUUGAUAACAAGAUUUGCACUAUGUAUUCAGUCUAUUGCUUACAUGCUGUAAACGCAUACUAUUCUAGCAGUUAUCUUAGUACUUGUGUCCUGAAAGUAUUUCACUUAAUAUGAGUGUGCUAAUUGAAGUUUCUCUCUGCUGCAUAUUUAUUACGUUUUUGCCAGUGAAAUAAAGCGAUAUAUGCAGACUUAAGCCAAUGAGAAAAGAGAACACAAAUCAUCUGAUAGAAUUGAUAAAUAAAAAAAAACACAAAACCAGACACCUUAAGGGGUUGUUUACUUGUGACACAACCAUCGAUUCCAAGGUAAACAUUCAUUUCUGUGAAAGUCAGCAAACAAUGCAACGCAAGUUACCUUAUCAGAGAACAAAUCUACUUCCCAACUGAACGCCUUGAAUGUGGAGCUAACACCUGAGAUGUUUCUAGGGGAUUCGUGUUAUCAACAGCAACAGCUGUAGGUUACCACCAUAUUUUCAGUCGUGUAGUAACUUGACACAGGUAAAACUCCCUUUGAAUGUUUUACAGCAAAUUUUGUCUCUUAGUGACAUGAACACAUUAUACUUUCUAAGUGAAUAUGAAAAUAAAUUUACAAUGAAUUUUAUUUUUAUUUUAUUUUUAUUUUGAAUGACUUAAAAAUAAAAAAAUGGUCUAUAAAUUGUCGCGUACUGCAAAGCUAUAAUAAGUGAGUAGUGUCUGCGAAAAGCCUUGUCAGCUUCCUCGUUUCAUAUUUGUUCUAAACAUGCCAGUAAUUUGGCUAUUUUGCUUGUGAAAAUUUAAUAAAUAGAAUAUCUAACAGUGUCUUCAGUUAUAACAAAUAUUUUUCACUUGUGUGACUAAUAUUUUUGUAUCUUUCAUGAGGGCUGCUCGUGAAAGAUACUAAAAUACUAGACACACUUAUGAAACAUAUCUGGUACUGAAGACAUUAUUACAUAUCCUCUAUAUAAUAAUUAUCAUGAAUUUAUCAUUGCAUGAACAUGCCAGUGAUUAUGCACUAAAGUUUGAUUUGUGCCAAAUUAAGUACGUUUACAGCAUGUGAAUAAUAUCUUAGAACAUUUGUCUCCUUUUACAUGCACUUUUAGGCUUCAGGUAGGCUUUUAUCAAUGAAAGAAAAUUCUUAAUGUAUAUUUUCAUGUUUUGUUGCAAUGCCAAGGUACUGUGUGUUUAAUUUCAAAAUAUUUUACCAUUUUCAGUGGAAAAAGGGUGAUAGUGUUUUUUAUUCUAUCUAAAAUCGAUUUCAUAUUUUGUCAAGUUGAAGUACUGUCAUCAAACCCACAAGAUGCUGUUCUUUCGUUUGAGUUAAUGAAGUACUGUAGGAGUUGCAUUCAGGUAGCAGCUAAUGAACUUUUAUAUUUACCUGUAAUUGAUAUAUAACAAGUUUUAAUUUGUGUAGAUUCUAUUAAUACAUAUACAUUUUCUUCUUUCCUGUUUCUUUAGAAUGCCAUCGAUAUUUUAGGAAAUUUUUACUGAUGUUAAUUAUUUCCAAAUGGAGACAUAUCAUGCGUACAUGGCUCGUAUAUACAUUGUCUACUUGACAAAUAUUAAUACGCUGUGGUGUCCCAAAUUGAACUAUUUAUGAUGAAACAUGUAUAUACUGCAUACCAUCCAUAGAACCUCAGAUGACUGUAUUUAUAUUGACUUGGCAUAUACAAAGCCUAAUGCAUAGUAACGGGGUACUUUAUAACAGGAAUGGUCAGAACUGUCAAAAUAUAUGCUCAUAUAUUUGCAAACAUUUAGUACCAGUGAAGAUUUAUAUAACUUUUUGAAUGUGUAUCAUGCAUUUUUCUCCUGAGAUUGACAUAUUUUAAGUUUGGUGUGCAUUUCCCAUCAUCAUCAUUCAGUGUAUGUAUAUAUCUUACCUAUGGUAUUAUUGAGCGAUUUGCUUAUAUGUAAACAACUCCCAUUAUGUUUUGUAAUUAGCAGUCAUGAGGUACAUAGUACCUAGUCAACUUGAUCCACCUCUCCCAUUCUGUUUAAGUACAGACAUUGCAAAAUACAAAUAUACACAUUCUUGGUGGGGGAAUCUCGGAGGUUUUACAUUUUAAAAUCCUGACACUUUUAGAAGGCCAAUUGGAACUUUUAUUCUGACCCAAAAUAUAAAUAACCCUGAAAAAAUAUAUUGUCAUAUAUUGAUAGUUCCUUUUCACUUUAAAAUUACAUCUUCAUUUUUUUAAACUGAAAUAAGUUUUUUAACCUUGAAAAUUUCACAGCUUUGAUGAUACAAAGUACAGAAAAAACAAUUCAUAUACUGUAUACCUGUGUACAACGGGACAUUUUCUCCACAGCUUAAACUUCACCUUUCUCGCCCAUGAACAGGGAGGCAAACUUAAGAUGGAGUGAAAAUUUGUAACAAUUAUAUCACCCUCUCAUAAAAUCCAUGGAGGGCAAAUUCAUAUAUAAUGGUACAUGGGUGAUCGUAACUUAUUUUGUAUGGCAAAAAUAUCCUGAUUUACAGUAAUCUUAUGAUGAAAUUACAGAACCAGAUUGCAUGAGAUUUAUGUAAUUUUUUACCAUAGUUGUCCUACUUGACUGUUCAAUUCAGCUUUUGAGAUGGUAAAAGUUGUAAUUGGUAAAUAUAUAGAAUGUAUACAGUAAUUGGAUUUUUGUGGAUUUUUUUUUAUAGAUCAUCCAAAAUUUUCACAAAAGCUUCAUCAUGUCUAUGAUUGUUUCAAACUGUGCAUCAUCUGAAGUGAAGUGUUGAUCAGCUUUGUUACAGUACUUAAAACAGUGAUCAGGGAAAGUUUGAAUCAAAAUAACAAAAUGGCAUUCUUGUUGAUUAUACAGGUACCUCUAAAUAUUGAAUGUACGGAGUACAGUAUGCGCCAUAUAUUUAUAGGGCUGAUCUGGUAACAAGUGUAUGUACUUGUACAUAAUAUAACAAAUACUGUUUGUUAAUAUGUUUAACAAUCAAGUUCUCUGUCAACCUGUUAUGUAAUAAACACAUUAAUAUUUGUUUAUUAUAAAUUCAGUUAUUUUUUAACUGUCAUGUGACUAAGACAAAAGAGGAGUUUUGCAAACAUUUUUCAUGAAUACUAAAAAUGUCUGAUGAAAAUGGAUGUUUUUAAUUGUACAACAUAUAUUUAACAUGCCACGCUCAAGGAAAUCAAGCACAUAUUUAACUGCUGUGGUUGCAUACCUCACUUCUCAACUGUCCAAAAAUUGGUUGUAAAACAGCAUACACUGUUAUCCUUGAGAUUAGUUUCCACGGACAAACUAAUGGGUUGGCCCAUUUAGCAGCUUCAUCAACUGCUGUCAUUUGUAAUUACAGUUCAUCAAUAACUGUGCAUGUGCAGUAAUAAAAUUGGUAAAACCUG